AGGGAAAAACCAAGCAUGGCUGAAUUGGUAGGAGGAGCAAUUCUUUCCGCUUUCCUUCCGGUUUUGUUUGAGCGGCUGGCUUCCCCUGAAUUUCGGAAAUUCUUCGACGGCCAAAUUCUCCAAGGCGAACUCGAGAAAUUGAACAUAACGUUGAAUUCUGUUAAUGGACUGCUCACUGAUGCAGAGGAUAAGCAGAUCACUAAGCCUAAUGUGAAAAAUUGGCUCGACCACCUCAGAGAAGCUAUCUACGAAGCAGAUGACUUGCUGGAUGAGAUAGAGUAUAAAGCACUUAAAUCGAAGUUGAAAGCUACUUCUUGGAUGGAGAAGGCGACGGGAUUUAUCUCCAAAUACCAGAUCAGACAAAGGUUGGAAGCCAUCCUUAAAAGACUUCAACAUUUGUUAGACCAAAAGGACACACUAGGUCUUGCAGAAAAACUGUCUUUGCCGCCGAAAACACCAACUACUUCUCUGCGAAAUGAUGAUGAUGAUUCCGAAAUUGAUAGUAGAGUUAGGGACAAGGAUGCCAUCAUAGAAUCUCUACUAUCUGAUUCUGAUUCCUUGGUUGUGAUGCCCAUCUGGGGUAUGGGUGGGAUCGGUAAAACUACUCUGGCUCAACUCGUCUACAAUGAUACAAGAAUAGAAGCUCAAUUUCAACACAGACCAUGGAUCUUUGUAUCAGAAGUAUUCGACGUUACCAGGGUAACGAAAGAUAUUCUCAGGGUGGUCAAUCCAGAGUCUUCAAACUAUGAUAAUUUGGAUCUGCUCCAACGACAACUGCUGAAGGAAUUUUCCUCGAUGGAGAGAAAACUUUUGAUUGUUUUGGAUGAUUUUUUGAGCGAUAAUACUCGUGAUUGGUACGAUUUCCUAAAACCUUUCUUACAGGUUGGGGCAAGAAAAGGAAUGAUUAAGAUCGUUGUUACAACCCGCCAUGAAAGCGUGGCAAGCCUCACCCUCACAGGGCCUGUUGAAGUUCGUCAUUUGAACGAAUUAACAGAUAGGGAAUGCUGGUACUUGCUUGAAAAGCAUGCAUUUGUCAAAGAUGAUUCCAAUGCUUAUCCUCAGUUGAAAGCGCUUGGUGAGAAAAUUGCAAAAAAUUGUCGUGGUCUACCCUUAGCAGCAAAAACCAUCGGACGACUGUUAAGUGCAGAAAGAGAUGUUCAGAAGUGGAAGCAAAUAUCGAGCAGCGAUAUAUGGGAUCUAAAGAAUGAAGACAUUAAUUCAGCGCUAAGAUUGAGCUACCAUUAUCUCUCAUCGCUUUCAAAAAGGUGUUUUGCUUAUUGUGCUCUAUUUCCCAAAGGAUAUGAAUUUGGCAAGGAAGAAGUAGUUCUUCUAUGGAUGGCAGAGGGCUUCUUUGUCCAAGCCCAAGGAAAUAACUCAAAGAAGGAGAUGGAAGAAAUAGGUAACGACCAUUUCAAUGAUCUUGUGACAAGAUCUUUUUUCCAACGAUCUAAAGGCAGUAAAUCACACUUUGUUAUGCAUGAUCUCUUCAACGACCUAGCUAAAUUUGUUUCUGGAGAAUUUUGCUCUCGAUUGGAGGGCAACAACUCGAGCAACAUUGUUAAGAGGACCCGUCAUGUCUCGUAUGCAGAUGUGGAUCUUGAUUCACUCCAGAAAUUUUCAGGCGCUUGUAAAGACAAUGUUUUGCGUACUUUCAUAUCAUUGAAGCCGUUGGAGAGGCGGUCGACUCUCAAGAGGCGGUCGACUCUCAAGACUGAUGAGGUAAUACAUGGUUUAUUGCAGACACUCGGUCGUCCCCUACGGGUACUAUCUUUAUCUCAAUAUCAAAUGGUUGAUUUGAGUGAUUCAAUUAGCAAAUUUAAGCUACUACGAUAUCUGAAUCUCUCUGGAGCAUCAUUCAAAAGCUUCUCAACACCUACCAAACUUUAUUUCUUGCAAAUUUUGAUCUUGCGUGAGUGUCCAAACCUAGUUGCGUUGCCGAGUAACAUGUCAAAAUUAAUCAAAUUAUGUCAUCUUGACAUUAGAGGAACUAAACUGCUAGAGAUGCCACCACAAAUGGGUGAACUCAAAAAGCUCCGGAAGUUGACUGAUUUCUUUCUAGGAGAACAGAGCGGGUCUAGCAUCAAGGAAUUGGGGAAGCUUCAAGAACUUCAGGGAGAGCUUUGUAUCUGGAAUCUCCAGCACGUUGAGAAGGCCAAAGAUGCUGCAGAAGCCAACUUGUGCGGUAAGGAGAAACUUGUGAAAUUGGAGUUGAGAUGGGACAGGGACAUCCGAGCUAGCAUUGAUCCGACGCAUGAAAAAAGUGUGCUAGAGUCGUUAGAACCCCAUAAAGGGUUGGACUAUCUUUCAAUUUAUGAUUAUGGAGGUACCAGAUUUCCAGAUUGGGUAGGACACUCUUCUUUUUCUUGUAUGGUGUCGCUGGAGUUGACUGGAUGUGGAAACUGCUCUUCUUUGCCACCACUUGGGCAGCUACCAUCUCUAGAAUACCUUACUAUCGGAUUCUUCUAUAAAGUUGAGGUUGUUGGUCGUGAGUUCUAUGGAAGUUGCACAUCCAUGAAGAAGCCAUUUGGAUCGUUGAAAGUUCUGAGAUUUUCAUAUAUGAGAGGAUGGCGUGAGUGGAUUUCAUGUGAAGGAGCCUUUCCUGUCCUUCAAGAGCUUCACGUAAGGAGAAGUAACAACCUAGAGAGGGUUGCCCUGCCUGGUCAUCUUCCUUGUUUAACAACACUAGAUGUUGGUGGUUGUCAGCAGUUUGCAGCUGCACUUCAAAGGGCUCCAGCUAUACUUAGAGUGAUUACUGCAGAUGUGCAAUUGAAGAAACUGCCUUCUGGGUUGUACAGCCUCAUAAGUUAUAGAUUCGAGUUUGCAAUGGAGAUAAUGGAAAGAAUUGGUCUUCUUCCUAAUGCUUUAGAAGAAAUUGUAAUCUAUGACUCUUAUUCACUUGGGAGCUUUCCACUAAAGUUGUUUAGUGAGGUCAAGACUCUUAAAGUAGGAAGAUGUGGAAAUCUGGAUGAUUUUUUUACACCUGAGGCAAAUGUGAAUUUUACAUCUCUUGAUUCCUUGGAAAUUGCGGAAUGCCGUUACUUUGUAUCUUUUCCUGAAGGAGGAUUGCCCGCCUCAAAUUUGACAAGACUUUCAUUAUAUGAUUGCUCGAGUUUGAAGUCACUACCUCAGAAUAUGCGCUCUCUUCUCUCUUCCCUUGUUGAUUUGAGUAUAAUGCGUUGUCCAGCGCUAGAGUCGUUUCCUAAGGAUGGGCUACCCUCCUCCCUUUCUUCUCUAAGUAUCGGUUAUUGUCCACAACUCGAGCCAUUUCCAAAAGGAUGUUUGCCUGAAAAAUUAGAAUCGCUGGAUGUUGGCCAUGAUUGCAACAAACUGAUCGCAGGCCACAUGCAGUGGGAUCUGCAAACCCUCCCCUCUCUUGUGAAAAUUGCUAUUGAAAGCUGUGACGAUGUGGAAGCUUUUCCAGGGGAGAUGCUGCUGCCAUCUACUCUUAUCUCUCUUGUAAUUAAUGGUUUUCAAAACCUGGAAUCUGUCGACUUCAAGGGACUUCAAGACCUCAAAAAUUUGACAGUAGUCAAUUGUCCAAAGCUUGAGUUGUUUCUGGGAGGGGUUUUGCCAUCUCAAUUAGAAUCACUUCGCAUUUAUCAGUGCAGCAAACUCAUUGCUCACCUCAUGCAUUGGGAUUUGCGAGCAGUGUCCUCUCUUUUGGAGCUUACCAUUGAUGGGUACGAUGGCGUUGACAUGGUCUCCUUUCCUGGGAAGAUGCUGCUGCCAUCCACUCUUACCUCACUUAAACUCGUCAGUCUUGAGAAUCUGAAGUUUCUGGACAAGGGGCUUCUGCACCUCACCUCUCUUAAAAAAUUGAGGAUAGCUCAAUGCUAUAAUCUUCAAUCCCUGCCUGAAGAAGGGCUGCCGUCGUCCAUUACUUCGCUAGAUAUCGUUGUUUGCCGUUUGUUGCAACCGAAGUGUGAAUUAGGUGGGGAAUAUUGGCCAUUGAUUUCUCAAAUCCCUCAAGUAAUGAUGGACUAGAUGAUCUCUGGUUUAUCAUUCAUCCAAACUCUUGAAGUAUUGGAGCAUCAAAUCUCCACAACAGUAGAUUCAAAAAUCUAGAGGCUUGUAAUUGAUUCCACUCUGAGCCCAAUUCCAGGUGAACUAUGAUGUUGUGUUUCGCAAUUGGAAAGUAUUUUUGGUGGACAAAAUCUAUGGUCAAAUGAUCAGUCCUUGGGAGAAGCGACAGCCAUAUUCGCGCAAUUGGGCUACUAAUGCAGGAUGCAAAAUCCUGGCAAUGACAUUAAUAUCUUUCCACUAGCUGUCUGCUGCAAUCGAGAAGGUAGUAUUGUGAUGCAUUUUAUUCUCUCCGAUUAUUCUCUCCCCAUUCCAUUGUAUUUGCUAACACAUGCAUAUUAUUUUUAUGAGAUCAGAAACAUUUUAAAGCAAA
Hevea brasiliensis (rubber tree) is the source of this 4393-nucleotide messenger RNA. Its product is annotated as putative disease resistance RPP13-like protein 1. The transcript has 3 exons. NCBI's taxonomy places the organism in Eukaryota, Viridiplantae, Streptophyta, Magnoliopsida, Malpighiales, Euphorbiaceae. Gene Ontology annotation, biological process: defense response to other organism. Gene Ontology annotation, molecular function: ADP binding. Bases 16 to 3984 code for a protein of 1322 amino acids. The record is from RefSeq and is a predicted model, not a curated record.